Molecule: messenger RNA, 2181 nt
Organism: Photinus pyralis (common eastern firefly)
Lineage: Eukaryota; Metazoa; Arthropoda; Insecta; Coleoptera; Lampyridae
Product: proton-coupled amino acid transporter-like protein pathetic
Biological process (GO): amino acid transmembrane transport
Cellular component (GO): vacuolar membrane
Molecular function (GO): amino acid transmembrane transporter activity
Source: RefSeq, a predicted model, not a curated record
GACACAACCCAUAAAUAAUAGAAUAAGAACGUGCAGCACACAAACAAAAUGGAGAAAUCGGAGAAAAAUAUGACGGAAUUGGAUACUUUUAUUCCAAAGGACGAAUCUGGAAUUAAAAAUGGAAAAUAUGAAGUUACGAAGGGGGACUCCGAGGCAGCUUUAGGUGGACAAUUUGAUCCCUUUAAGGCGCGUGUGCUUGAACACCCUGUAUCAGAAGUUGGUACCCUCAUACACUUGCUCAAAUCGUGCCUAGGAACUGGAAUUUUGGCAAUGCCGUUAGCAUUUAGAUGCUCGGGACUACUAGUAGGAAUCAUCGCGACCAUCAUCGAGUCUAUCAUUUGCGGUCACUGCGCGUACAUUCUGGUCGUCUGCGCGCACGACUUGUGCCGAAGAUCGGGCAGAACGAUACUGACCUUCGCCGACGUCGCAGAAGAGGCCUGCCGUCGAGGUCCCCCAUGGAGUAAGAAAUACAGCAAGUGCGCCAGGCGAAUGGUGGACAUCGGUAUUUUCGUCACCUACUUCGGAACGUGCAGCGCCUAUGCCGUAAUAGUAGCCGCGAAUUUCGACAAAGUGACCGGUUAUUACUGGGGAUCGCUCGACGUCCGAAUGUACCUGCUAAUCCUACUCGUGCCUUUAAUCAUUCUGUGCUAUGUACCAAACUUAAAGUAUCUCACUCCAGUUUCAAUGAUUUCCAACGGUUUUAUGGGCGUUGGUAUUUUAAUUACAAUAUACUAUUUGGUCGUCGGCCUUCCAUCUAUUAAAAGUGAACAAUUGGUCGGUGACAUCACGCAGUUUCCGACGUUCUUCAGUAUCACCAUCUUCGCAUUGGAGGCAAUCGGCGUGGUGAUGCCUCUUGAAAACAACAUGAGGAGACCACAACGGUUUAUCGGUCUUACUGGUGUUUUAAAUCAAGGCUUGGCGGCAGUUACAAUCUUAUACAUCUUGGUAGGUUUCCUCGGUUACUUGAAGUUCGGAGAUGCCACUUUCGCCAAUGUGACCUUGAAUCUCCCCGAGGAGGACAUCGCCGCUCAGAUAGUGCAGAUUUUAAUCGGUCUAGCAAUCUUCGGUACCUUUGGACUGCAAUUCUUCAUCUGUCUAGAGAUUUUAUGGAACGGUAUCAAGGAUCACUUCACGAAAUACCCAACAAUUGCAAACUACGUACUGAGAACCGUUAUGGUUAUUGUGGCCGUCUGUAUUUCGAUAGCAGUACCCACCAUCGGUCCAUUUAUCAGCUUAAUCGGUGCCUUGUGUUUCUCAUUUCUCGGAAUUGUAAUCCCAAUUCUGAUCGAAAUUGUCACCUUUUGGGAAAAGGGAUUUGGAAAGUACAAUUGGAAAAUUUACAAGAACGCCUUUGUCGUCAUUGUUGGAUUAUUAGCUCUUAUUUUUGGAACAAAGUCCGCGGUCGAAGACAUUAUAGAUCUUUAUACCACAAAGCCAGACUCCAUGUUCUUUAAAAACCUAUUUGACUUGUUCAAUGCAUCAACUAACGCUUUAGUUCACAACACCAGUGUGCCAAUUAAUGUAACAUCAGGCAUUUGAAAUGCAUUUAAUUAAUAAUUUCAUUUUUUUCAAAGCGCAAACAUUUCCCUAUCCAGUGCUUAAUUCAUACAAAAAAACUCUUCCUGGCUACACCUUUGCGUUCCUUCAAAUGUGCACAAUUGAAAACUACUAGAGAAAUUAAGUACUGUGAUUUAUAGGCAUUAUUUUUUAUGCUUCUAUUGUACAAUUAGGACAAUUUUGUAAAAUAUUUUUGUACGAUUUUAUUUGUAAUGUACGAAAACUUUUAGGCAUUUCGUUUAAAAGCGUAAUUUUGUCGCUUUUAUUGCAUUGCUUGCUAUGAAAUGGCUGUGAUGUUACAAACUAUUUAUCAGAAAAAUCUGCACAUUAUCAUUGUAAAUAUACUUUUUCUACACAUUUGUAAGAGAACAGCUCAGAUCGAACCCACACGUUUUGUGCCUUUUUUUUCAACGAAAAAUGAUGCCUGAAAAGUUUUGUAUGCAUACGUGUGUUUUAGGUAUUUUAGAUAGGUAUAGUAGUUGAAAGAGUAACCAGGGUACAUUAUUUAUUUAAUUAAUUUUUAUAAUUGACCUUAACAAAGGGUGACUAUUUAAUAAGAAAUACUUUGUAUUGAGAUCCGUUGAUGUAUGUUCCUGUGAAAAGACAAUUAAAUUUUAAGUUGUG